Molecule: messenger RNA, 2085 nt
Organism: Cotesia congregata
Lineage: Eukaryota; Metazoa; Arthropoda; Insecta; Hymenoptera; Braconidae
Source: the annotation of a GenBank genome assembly
UCGAGUUUUCUUAUUAUUGAGAUGUCUUUCAAGAACUUUUUCCUCGUAGUCAUUGCUGGGAUCUUGUGGAGUUGCGUGGUGGGUUUACAUCGACCCGCACCGAGGUACUCGCAACAAUUUAUGCCGGAAACUUCAUUUUCUUGUCGCAACAAGAUCGUGGGUAGUUACUACGCUGAUCCUGAGACUGACUGUCAAUUAUUUCACGUCUGUGUUUCAGUAGCUGGACUCAUCCAGGAUUACAAAUUUUUAUGUCCCAAUGACACGGCAUUUGAUCAGGAAAGUCAAACCUGUGCCGAUUGGUACGACGUAGAUUGUGAAGCAGCAACAUUAUACUACGCGAGUGAUAAUUUUGACCUUUACCGCCUGGGAUCUGGUCUCGAGUCCCUUCAAUACGACUCGAGUCGCACUGAUGCCGAGCCCCAAGAUCAUCUCCAGCGCAGUGAAACAAACGAUCCCGUACGUUCUGCUGCUAACAAUCUCAACCGCGUUGCUCAGAAUACUUUCAAAAGCCAGUCUUCAGCAUCCAAUUCACAAACCAAUGAUAAUAACAAUAACAAAAAUCUCGACAUUCUUCGUGGGAGUAGCAGCAGCAAUUUCUACAACAACAGAAACGGCAAAGAAGACGACUAUGAAAAUGAUAAGACUUACCGCGACGAGCCGCUGAUUGAACCAAAAAAGAAACCAGGAGUUCGUAAAAUAGCUCGCAAACACCAGAACUUUUCAAGCUACAACCCCACAACUACCGCUGCUCCAAUCACUUCAACUCAUAGCUACGAUAAUUACCACAAAAACAACGACAAUUCUGAAUACUACGCUAACCGUAGAUCAAAGUUUGAAUCAUCUAGCACCCCAGAACCUCAAACAACUGCUCGUCCAGCACAACAGGAUUACAACAGAAGAAAUAAUCACAAGUACAAUGCUCCCUCAACGACAUUACGUCCACCCUCAACUCCUCAGCAGACCUAUCAACCACCCAGCAGCACCAUCAGGCCUGCUCCAUUUAAUAACAACAAUAACAAUAAUCAGAAAAACUACGGGCAAAAUCCAACUACUGUAAAACCAGUGACCUACAGUCAAAAUAUCCAAUACUCUCCCAGCACUGUAAGACCCACUACUUUCAACCAGAAUAAUUACAACAACAACAACCAGUACACGCAAUACAAUGGAAAUUCAAGAUCACCUAGCACUACUGCCGUGCCCAGUACUUACCAACAACAAACUCAAGAUUACACAAACCACCUCGCCAGAAAUUACAAUAAUGUUCAGAGAUCAACUGGUACAUCUCCAGCACCUUCUACUACUGUUUCUCCUAAUUUCUUCGACGCUUAUAAAUCAAACAACAACAACAACAAUAAUAAUAAUAAUAAUAAUAACAACAACAACAAUCAAUUUAAUGGUAAAAAUGGUCAAGUUCGCUCAAGCACUCAAACUACUAAAUUCUACCCCAAUUACAAUAAUAACAAUAACAACAAUUACGCGCCUACCACUUACUCUCCAGGAACAGCGAAAAAAUCUAACAAUGAUGGAAAUCGAAGCGAUAAUUACAGUAAUCAGCAGUCUAAUAACAACAACCAGUACUAUGAUGCGAGCACUCAACAAAGCAAAGCUACUCAAUAUUAUGAAUCGACAAAAGCACCCAAGAAAGCAACCCAGUACAAUAAUUAUGACAACUCUAAUUCGGGAAAGUAUUAUGAGAGCAGUACUGCCAAUUACGAUUUCGCUAGAUCACAGUCAGCUAUUGGAUUUAGCCCGGCUAGCAUAAAUCUUCUUGCUGAGACUCCAAAGACUACAACUGUUGCUCCAAGACGAACAGCCGCUCCUACAACUUACAAUCCAAACAAUUUCCAUAGAACACAACAGCAAUACUCAACGACGCAAAAAGCCGCAACCUAUGCCAGUGGUACUGCUAAACCGUUCUCCAGCACCGCAGCAUUCAUCGACGCGACGACUCCAAGGCCAAAGUCUACCAAGAAAAACGACUAUGAUUAUGCUUAUUACGACAACACCGGAGGUCUAGAGUACGACGGUCUCGAUUUGGAAAAUGUCGCGAGAAAUAAGGAAUCUUCAAAGAUAGCGAGAAACUAA